This is a messenger RNA of Rotaria sordida, 1380 nucleotides long. NCBI's taxonomy places the organism in Eukaryota, Metazoa, Rotifera, Eurotatoria, Philodinida, Philodinidae. The record is from the annotation of a GenBank genome assembly.
AUGAGUUUAUCCUAUGCUGAAAGUCUUUCUUAUUUUCCACAUAAAGGUAAAGUUGGUAUGCCUGAAUUAAAUGAAAAAGCUGAUGAUUUAAAAAGUAAAUUAGAUCAAUUUGAACAAAUGAUUCGUCAAAGUCAUCAUACUGUUGUUAUUACUGGAGCUGGUAUAUCAACAGAUGCUGGUAUUCCAGAUUUUCGAGGACCAAAUGGCGUAUGGACAUUAGAAAAACGAGGUGAAAAACCUUCAUUUAAUACUAGUUUUGAUAAAGCCUUACCAACAUAUACACAUCGAGCUUUAUGUAAAUUAGAAGAAAAUAAUUAUUUACAUUUUGUUAUUAGUCAAAAUAUUGAUGGUCUUCAUCAUCGAUCAGGAUUACCAUUAGAUAAAUUAGCUGAAUUACAUGGAAAUGUUUUUUCAGAAGAAUGUGAAGCUUGUCAUACACAGACAAUUCGUCCAACAAGUAUUGGUUCUUAUUGUCGUAAACGAACGGGUAAUGUUUGUAAUUCAAUGAAAGGUCGAAAUAAAAACUUAUCAUGUCGUGGAAAAUUACGUGAUACUGUUCUUGAUUGGGAAGAUCCAUUACCAGAAUUAGCACUUAAAUUAUCUGAACAACAUUGUGCUAAAGCAGAUUUAUGUAUAUGUUUGGGUACAUCAUUACAAAUUCGUCCUUGUCGUGAUUUACCAAGAAAAACGAAAAAAAAUGGUGGAAAAUUAGUAAUAAUUAAUUUACAAAAGACAUCGUUAGAUUCAUUAGCUAAUCUAAUUAUUCAUGAACGAUGUGAUUAUGUUAUGAAAUAUAUUUUAGAAAAAUUAAAUUUAGAAUUUGAUGAAAAAUCAACUUUAUUUAAUAUAUCAAAAUAUUCUCAUGUGAAAAAAGUAAUUCUUCUUUAUGGUAAAUCAAAAUCAGGAAAAGAUUAUAUUGGUAAAAAAUUAAUUGAACAAUUUCCUGCAUUAUUAUUACAUAUAAAUGAAUCAUUAAAAGUUGAAUAUGAUAAAAUACAUAAUGAAGAUUUAUCUGAUACCUAUCAAAAAAAUAUGAUUAAAUGGGAAGAAGAAAAAUGUCGUGAAGAUCCAACAAGAUUUUGUCGAAUAAUGAUUGAACAAAAUGAUCAAUUAUGUCUAUCACAUCCAAUAUGGAUUAUUAGUGAUAUUAAAUCAUAUAGAGAAAUUGAAUUUUUUAAAACAUAUUUUCAUGAUCGUUUAUUAAUUAUUCAUAUUGAAGCAUCAAAUGAUAUACGACAAAAACGUGGUUGGAAUUUACAAUCUGAUAUUAAUUAUUCGGAAUUAGAUAAAAAUAUUCCAUGGUCAUUUGUUUUUUUCAAUAAUGAGCAAGAUAAUUUUAAUGAACAAAUGAAUGAUUUAAUGAAAAUAAUUAAUUCUUAA